AUGCCUCGUCUACUCUUGAAAUUAAUUCUAUGUCUCGCUUUUAUAUCCUGGACGAUUUGGUAUGGCAAGACAUACUUCUACCGCGACCCUGGGAGCAUCUUCUAUGAUGAAGUCCACGCCUUUGAACAGCGAUAUUCCCUGCAUCGCCGCAGUGAAGUUGACGCUUUCAUACGGCUCCAAAAUACAACACUAACGACAGAGCCACCCAUCAAAUCCGGCCCUAAUCCCACUCUCUGCCUAGCCUUUAGCUCUGUCCGCCGCCAAACAAGUAACUAUCUAGAAACCUCAAUAGCGAGCGCCCUCGCAACCCUGACCUCCCAAGAGCGGCAAGACCUCCACGUGGCUAUCCACAUCGCCGAACCAAACCCAUUCAGCCACCCAAACUGGAAUACCACCUGGCUUCGCACGAUUGCCGACACGUUCACCACCUACAACGCCAGCAUAGCCGAGCUAUCCCACCUCUCUCACCUCCAAUUAACAUCCAACUACGCCGAAAAGGGUAUCAUCGACUAUACCCAGGCCCUGCAACUCUGUCACACAACCGGCGCCCCCUACAUUGCCCUCUUUGAAGACGACAUCCUCCUCGCAAACACAUGGUUCAUCCGCACCCUGCUCGGCCUCUCCCAAAUCCCCCCCUCAAAAGCCAAUUCAUGGCUUUUCAUGCGUCUCUUCAACCAAGAACGCUCAACGGGAUGGGCGAGCCGAGCCAUCGGCGGAAACAAUGAGCACUGGAUUAUUCUCGCCAUCGCGGUUUCCAUUUCGCUAGUGGGGUAUCUGGCUCGGCGCCAGAGUAGGAUUGCCCGGUCGUGGGUCGAUUGGGGCACGCUGGGGGUAGUGGUGCUCGUGCUUAAUCCGGCGAUGGUGGUGCUGUUUUUCCAGGCGGGCAAGGCGUCGGUUUUGCCCCCUUCACCUGGGGUUUUUGAGGAGCCAUUUGGGUGUUGUUCGCAGGCGAUGGUGUUUCCGAGGGAGAGAGUAGCGGAUAUUGUGCGCUUUUUGCGGAGCAGGGGCAGUGGACAGGUGGAUUUGUUGUUGAAUAGGAUGGCUGUUGAAAUGGAAUGGGGGAGGUGGGCGUUAUAUCCGAUCAUGGCGCAGCAUAUUGGUCUUGAGUCGGCUAGGAAGACCUCGAAGACUGAGGCGCAAGCGGUCUGGAGUAUGGCGUUUGAGGAUUUAGAUCCGGUGGUGUUGGAGAGGGAGCAUUCGAGGUUUGUUGACGACUAUUAUUGGCGGUAG
Messenger RNA from Aspergillus pseudonomiae, 1230 nucleotides. RefSeq lists its product as uncharacterized. Lineage: Eukaryota; Fungi; Ascomycota; Eurotiomycetes; Eurotiales; Aspergillaceae. Gene Ontology annotation, cellular component: Golgi membrane. Gene Ontology annotation, biological process: GPI anchor biosynthetic process. Bases 1 to 1230 code for a protein of 409 amino acids. Gene Ontology annotation, molecular function: glycosyltransferase activity. The transcript has 3 exons. The record is from RefSeq and is a predicted model, not a curated record.